CUGCGCACCGUUUUCAUUCCAGAGCUACCUAAGACCAGCACGCUUCCAUGGCCUACGCCUGACCCAGACUCUGUAAAGGACACAACAUUUGCCAUUUUAACCAGACCAACGCUGCCGACUUGCUGCUCUGCAACACCCAGGACAGCACGUCCACCAGACCAACACACCAUGGAAAACCAUACCACGGACUCAGCCGACUGGCCACUGACAACAGAAUUUGACUACAGCGAUUCAACACCAUGCCCAGGAACUGAGGAAAAGCACUUUGCAGCAAAACUUCUGCCACCGCUUUAUUCUUUGGUGGUGAUAUUUGGCCUCACGGGCAACAUGCUUGUUGUCCUUAUCCUGGUAAAAUACAAGAGAUUGAAGAGUAUGACUGACAUCUACCUGCUCAAUUUGGCAAUUUCUGAUUUGUUGUUUAUAUUUUCUCUUCCUUUUUGGGCUUAUUACGCUGUUCACAACUGGAUUUUUGGGGAAGCGCUGUGUAGAAUUCUCUCAGGUGUCUACCUGCUUGGCUUCUACAGCGGGAUCUUUUUCAUAAUCCUGUUGACCCUAGACAGGUAUCUGGCCAUAGUGCAUGCAGUGUUUGCCUUAAAAGCUAGGACAGUUACCUACGGCAUCCUCACCAGCGCUGUCACUUGGGCUGUUGCUAUUUUUGCUUCUGUUCCUGGGAUAGUAUUUCACAAAACUCAAAAGGAAAAUUCACGUUAUACUUGCAGUGCUCAUUAUCCACCAGAGCAGAGAAAUGCAUGGAAGCAAUUCCUGACCUUAAAAAUGAACAUCCUGGGACUUGUUAUUCCAAUGUUAAUUAUGAUCUGCAGCUACACACAAAUUAUAAAGACAUUACUGCAAUGCAGGAAUGAGAAGAAACAUAAAGCAGUCAGGCUUAUUUUUAUCAUCAUGAUUGUCUACUUUUUUUUCUGGGCACCAUACAACAUUUGCAUUCUCUUGCGUGAUUUUCAAGGUACAUUUUCCAUCACUACUUGUGAAGGCAGUGGUCAACUGCACAAAGCAACCCAAGUGACAGAAACAAUCUCCAUGAUCCACUGUUGUAUCAACCCUGUAAUUUAUGCCUUCGCUGGAGAAAAAUUUAGGAAGUAUCUUCAUAGCUUUUUCCAAAAGCAGAUUGCAUUCCACUUCUCUAAAUACUGUCCCGUUUUCUAUGUUGACACAGCUGAACGGGCUAGCUCCACCUACACCCAAUCCACGGGAGAACAGGAAGUCUCUGCUGCAUUGUAAGUUGUGUCUAGCGAAAAAGUGGAACUGACUUUUGUGAAACCAAGUCUGUGAUGAAAGCCUACAGAAUCUGUCCUGGAUAUUGGCUCUAAGGCAGCUGCAACAGAUCA
This is a messenger RNA of Pygoscelis adeliae (Adelie penguin), 1346 nucleotides long. Its product is annotated as C-C chemokine receptor type 5-like. Gene Ontology annotation, molecular function: C-C chemokine receptor activity. Gene Ontology annotation, biological process: inflammatory response; G protein-coupled receptor signaling pathway; chemotaxis. The record is from RefSeq and is a predicted model, not a curated record. Bases 169 to 1239 code for a protein of 356 amino acids. The transcript is spliced from 2 exons. Lineage: Eukaryota; Metazoa; Chordata; Aves; Sphenisciformes; Spheniscidae. Gene Ontology annotation, cellular component: cytoplasm; membrane.